UCCAGUGUCCAGUCUGCCUGCUGAUCGAGCUGUCACUGUCAAAUAGAGAAGUGAGGUUAUAAUGGCCGGUGUAUUGACAAAGUUUUCCAAAAAUUUUAUACAACUAUCUACUAAAAAUGCUGCUAUUCCAGCUACUACUUCAUUACAAAAUAGAAAAUGUAAGUUUCGUUCAACAUGUAUAAUAUAUUCAGCUUUUUAGUUUGCUUAGUGCUCUAAAACGUGAGUUUGAAAUGCACUUAUUUGCAAUUCAAGUGGUUAUUUUUUGCCUUAUUUGUUAAACUGCACCUGUUCUUGAUAAAAUAUUAUGGAUAUGUAGGUGCUUUCACAUUCUGAAUAUGUGAUACUACCCAAUAAAAUAGGGAGUUAACAUCAAGAUGUACACAAUUACAGGGUAUUGGGUGUUGUUUUUUACUUUAGCGUUUUUUUUUUCUUUUGUAUAGAGUAAAUAUCCAAAAAACGGACCAUUAAAUGGUUCAUGUUGGUAUAUUUUCUUGCAAAGUGAUGUCCAAAGUGUGUAUCAAAGUCUUCAAAAAAUACUAUUUGUAUCUGUACGUUAUCUUUUGAGUUCAUGAUCUAUGAUAUAAUUCAUUCAGCUUAUUUUGACGUGUUUAAUUUUGGUCUAAUGCACAAGGUUCAUCAGCAUUAGUUAUCUACAUAUAUAAUAGUGUUUACCUUUUUCCAUUUUAUACCUAAAAAGAAAUAUUAUAUUGUAUUAAUAAACCUGUUGGCAAAUAUAUUCUGCUGAUAUGUAUGCACGUUUUGGUCUAAGAGCCUAUCAUAUUUAUCAUAAUACUCCAUAAAAUUUAUGCACAGUGAAAUCUCCUUUGGACUGAUACGAAUGAGACUGGUUGAAAGUGUCUGUUCAAGAGCAGUGUCCAUAUAAAAGAAAGUCACUUUAAGGACAUAAAAAUUCAUAUAUUGUCUCCUCUUUUUCUUUAAAAUCGUGUCUUGGAAUCGAAUUACUGAUUCAGAAUGAAGGUCAAAAGACUCCCUUAUUUUCGACAAAACUUUUAAGCUGCUUGGUUAGGAUAAUAGCUUUACCAUAAUUUGGAAUACUUUCUGUUGGUACUGGAACCUCACUGACAUCAGAAUCUUCGGAAAAUUCUUGUACCUCAACUGGAUUUUCAAUUUCUUGACCUGAAUCUGAACAGAUUUCACUUGAAUAGAGAUAACUAGUCAUUUUUGCAAAACCCAUACAGCCAAUAACAGUAAGUAUAGGCAACACGUUUUAAGAUCCUCAAAAAUGGAUUUAGAUUUGAACAGGCUUUGUUUCUUAUGACUCCACCAUUUCAUGCAGGAGUUGGGCUUAUCCAAUUUUUUUAUCACAAAAUUGUAUUUGAUAUCCAAAAAUUUGUGACUAGAAAAAUUGACAUUGGCACAUCUUUCUGAAAUUUCUCUUUAGAUAUGUAUGGGACACAGAAUUGAUGGUUUGAUGGUUUUUGUUAAUUGCCAUUUCAAUAAAUUCAGAAUCAAUAUCAAUUCAAACAAGCGAUGCUCUUCAUCAUUGCUGCUUUAUUUUUGAACAUGGAGAAACAUAUUUGAGAAUAAAUCACUGUCUAGACUCCCAUUAUUAUUUCAGAUUCAACUAAAAGAGUUGAAGCAAAAAACCCGGUUGUCGAAAUGGAUGGUGAUGAAAUGACUAGAAUAAUUUGGGCAAAAAUCAAAGAGUCUUUAAUCUUCCCCUAUGUUAAGGUGGAAUGUCUAUACUUUGAUUUAGGUCUGCCUUACAGGGAUCAGACUGAUGAUCAAGUAACCAUAGAUGCCGCACAUGCAAUUCUGAAGCACAAUGUAGGAAUCAAGUGUGCUACAAUCACUCCAGAUGAGCAGAGAGUAGAAGAAUUUAAGUUGAAGAAAAUGUGGCUGUCACCGAACGGAACAAUUAGAAAUAUUCUGGGGGGCACUGUAUUCAGAGAACCGAUUCUCUGCAGUAAUAUACCCAAGCUGGUACCUGGAUGGACUCAGCCGAUCGUUAUUGGCCGUCACGCACAUGGGGAUCAAUACAAAGCAAAGGAUUUCGUUGUCACUAAACCAGGGAAGGUGGAGAUGAUUUACACUGCAGAUGACGGCGAAGUGCAGAAAGUAGAACUUUUUAAAUACAAAUCACCGGGAGUAGCAAUGGGCAUGUACAAUACAGAUGAAAGCAUAAGUGCAUUCGCCCAUUCAUCCUUCCAGGUAGCGUUACAGAAAGGAUGGCCUUUAUAUCUUUCCACAAAGAAUACGAUUCUGAAAAAAUAUGAUGGGAGGUUCAAGGAUAUUUUCCAGGAAAUCUACGAUAAGGAGUACAAAUCGCAGUUUGAGGCCAAAAAGAUUUGGUACGAACACAGACUGAUCGACGAUCAAGUCGCUCAGGCGCUGAAAUCUAGUGGCGGUUUCGUUUGGGCGUGCAAAAACUAUGAUGGAGACGUGCAGUCCGACAUCGUGGCUCAAGGAUACGGUUCUUUAGGAAUGAUGAAGUCUGUACUUAUGUGCCCUGAUGGAAAAACUAUUGAAUCUGAAGCUGCUCAUGGUACCGUCACUAGACACUAUAGACAACAUCAAAAAGGACUUCAGACCUCAACGAACCCCAUAGCUUCGAUCUUCGCCUGGACAUGCGGUUUGGAACACAGAGGUAAACUGGACGGAACUCCGGAUCUCGUAAAGUUCGCCAAGAACUUGGAAAAGGCUUGUAUCGAUACAGUCGAGAGCGGAAAAUAUACAAAGGACUUGGCGGCUUCUAUCCACGGUUUACCGAACGUCAAAGAAGGAAUGUACCUCAAUACUCAAGACUUUUUGGAUGCCAUCGCGGAACAACUGAAAAAGACUGUGUAAUGGAUAUGAAAUGUAUAAUUUUUUAAAUAUAAUUCCCUCGCAACUUGUUCGUGAAUAAUAUUUUUAUAAUAAAGUUAUUUUUCUACCAAA
This is a messenger RNA of Acanthoscelides obtectus, 2898 nucleotides long. Lineage: Eukaryota; Metazoa; Arthropoda; Insecta; Coleoptera; Chrysomelidae. The record is from the annotation of a GenBank genome assembly.